AUGGUUCUUGGUGGCCUAUUCACAUGUGUUGCACAACAAGUCCAUGUUAACAUAGAAUUCACUGGAGACUAUAAAAUCACUCAUGUUCAUUCGAAAUAUAAAUAUGAACCUGAACAAUUGCCCUCGGCAAAACUCAAUGUUAAGUUACAUGAUUUGAAUGCCGAAGAAAAACGAAAUCUUGUUUUUCAAUUACAUGUAGCUAAAAUGGACAAUAAUGAACAAAAUGUAGACAUGACUAGUCAACAACUGAUGUCAUUGACUCAAUCUUCAAAAGAAAUGCAACUAUUUGAAAAUCAAAUCAUUGGUAAUGUGAUCGUUAUCUACAUCGAUUCUAAUACGGGUCGCACAAUAACGACAGAACCAAUUUCUUUCAAUUUAGUACGAGAUUUACAUCCUUCAGAUGAUCUUCUUCAUAUCAAUCAUGUGCUUGACAUUCAACGAAAUCGAGUAGAAACAACAUAUGCACUCGAACAAGCAAUGAUCGAGGAUGACUAUCGACAAUCACGUGCUAUUCUCAAAGCUCAAAUAGACAAGAUCAAGGCUAGUGUAUCUGUACAAGAUCUCUUCUGUCAAAAGUUAAUUAAAGAUCUUGAAUAUCAUUAUCCAACAGAACGUGACUAUCGAUCAUCACAACACAAUACUUAUAUGUCACAUACAACGGAACGAGCUGAUGGAGUUGGUAAUGCAAUACCUACUGGUCAAAGAGGUGAAAUUUGGACAAGAAGUUACACAACAAUGACUGAUUAUUUUAAUGAUCCAGAAAAAACAAGUGAAACAAUAACAUCAUCUAGUUGA
Rotaria sordida is the source of this 795-nucleotide messenger RNA. Lineage: Eukaryota; Metazoa; Rotifera; Eurotatoria; Philodinida; Philodinidae. The record is from the annotation of a GenBank genome assembly.